Messenger RNA from Trichechus manatus latirostris (Florida manatee), 1746 nucleotides. It is a transcript of the gene YPEL4, whose product is annotated as yippee like 4. Bases 440 to 823 code for a protein of 127 amino acids. The record is from RefSeq and is a predicted model, not a curated record. NCBI's taxonomy places the organism in Eukaryota, Metazoa, Chordata, Mammalia, Sirenia, Trichechidae. The transcript has 5 exons.
AGUGUUAUGAUGCAGCUCCACAACACACAGCCACAUUCACCCACAGACCGAAGCUCGGAACGAGAGACAACCUCUGGCCCCCCAGCAGAUGGUCAACUUUGCAGCCCCUCAUCUUGAACCCCCUAACUAUCCUCCCCAACCCCCAUCCCCUUCCCAAUUGAAGGAGCAGAAAGAGAAGAGAGAAGAGUGAGCAGAGAGGUUGAGAGAGAGAGAGAGAGAGAGAGAUAGACGGAGAUCUCUGGAGCAGACCUCAAGGUGACUUCCAUUUCUGUCUGGUUCUCGUCUGGGGGGGCCCUGGCCGGGCAGCCCCCCCACAUUUCUCCUGCCCUGAAACACGGCUCUAGCCAACCUGCUCCGCUGCUUCACCUGCGAUCGUCUGUGUGGGGGCUGCACAGCACCAGCCCCUCCAGCCCGCCAGGGCAUCGUCCUCCAGCCCGUCAUGCCCAGUUGUGACCCUGGCCCGGGCCCUGCCUGCCUCCCCGCCAAGACUUUCCGCAGCUACCUGCCCCGCUGCCACCGCACUUACAGCUGCGUCCACUGCCGUGCGCACCUGGCUAAACAUGAUGAGCUUAUUUCCAAGUCCUUCCAAGGAAGCCAUGGCCGAGCCUACCUGUUUAACUCCGUGGUCAACGUGGGCUGUGGGCCAGCCGAACAGCGCCUCCUGCUCACGGGGCUCCACUCGGUAGCUGAUAUUUUCUGUGAGAGCUGCAAAACCACGCUGGGUUGGAAAUAUGAACAAGCUUUUGAGACGAGCCAGAAGUACAAGGAAGGGAAGUACAUCAUUGAAAUGUCACACAUGGUGAAGGACAACGGCUGGGACUGAGGGGCUCAGGCAGGCUGUGCCCUUCCUCCGCAUGCCCCAUCCUACCCCACACAUGCCCCCUGGCCCUGCCAAGCAGUCUAUACCAGCAUGAGUACUGCCCACCCCUGGGGGAAACCCGGCUCCAACCAACCACUCCCCUGCCCUCACCUCAUCACUACCAGGCCCCUUUUGGAACAGGGGCCUGGGGUACCCCAGGGGUGUUCAAGGCUCAGGAGUGGGCAGCAGUCAGGGAGAGACAGACAGGGUAAAAGGGGUGGCUGUAGGACCCCAAGGUCCUGAAAAUUGAAGCAAUGGCAGGGCGUAGACUCAGGCAGAGAGGACUGUGGGAGGAGUCAGUUUUUGCCCCACCUCUUCUUGAUCGAACAGAGGACAACCUUGGGUCACAGGGCUGGUAGAACUCAGGCCACAGGAGAAUAGCAGAUGAGGAAAGGCUUGGGUUGGAAUGGCAUUUUGGCCUCAGACAUCAGGAGGGACCAGACUCUCUGAAGGGAAACAGUUUCCCACCCCCAGUCACAGGAGAAGGGACUCAGGGGUGGAAGGAAAAACCCAAAUCCCAGACCCUGGGAAAACAUAAAGGAUCAGAGGGGUUUCCAUUUCACUCUACUUGUUAGUUUAUCUUGGCACUGAAGAGGCACUUUGGAGUAGCUAACCUUUGCCGUGGGGUAGGGUGGGGUGGCGUGGGGUAAGCUGUCCCUGGAACAGUGCCCACUCCCAUCCGCAGCUGGCUGUUCCCAGAGUGAGCAGUCUUUGUGGGCAUUCUCCGAGGCCCAGCCACUGCUUCUCGGGACCCAGUUCCCUGAAGGGGAGGUGGGAAAUCAGUGCUACGGGGCCGGUCUUUCCCGUGGCUGCCACCAGCGAACGAAACUUUUGUAUGAUACAUAAAGUGUUUGGGUCUAUUUUUAAUAAAAAGGGGAAAAGCAACU